AUGGGGGACAAUAAUAGUGUGCACAGCAAGGCCGAAUCGGAUGCACACCAUCGCCGAGGAUAUCAGGCCUGUGAUCCAUGUCGAAAACGCAAGGUCAAGUGUGACCUAGGGACGACUCGUCGAAAGCGCAAGACCUCCGGUGCUGAAGAUGAUGAAGUGGAGGCAGCGGCGAUCCUCCAUCGCGACAAGCGAAUGAUGAUUGGGGAGGUAGCCAAGAAUGAGCCUUUGGAAAGCCCAGUGGAAGGCCCGCUAUUUGCGCCUUCCGAUCCACCCCAGUUUGACCAUGAUGCCGUGCGUGCCCAACAGAGAUGGUCCGAGGCACCCCCUGCGCCUGCACCUACAGCCCAGCGGUACACGCCCAGUGCGCCAGUAUCACGAGCUCCUGCAUACCCAGUUAGCGAACGCCCCGCACCUAGCUAUGCAGGUCCUCCGAUGAUGAAUCGCACUGCCGUGGAGUUGCUGUCGCCUGCAAUUACAAAUACCCACGACGCUUUACAUCUUCUCUCUGAAGCUGCGGGUAGGACAGAGGAUCUCAACCGCCAGAGUCUCGAGAAUCGGUUUGCUGCACGGCAGUCUGUCUCGUCUUUCAACUCAGGCCCUUCACCUCUACCACAAGGCAGCUCGCCUCGAAGCUUGGGUGGGUCCUUUGUGCGGACUCCACGAUCGGGAAUGUCUAUGGGUGGGUCUACAUACUACCCGGCUGGUGCUUCGGGGCCGGUAGAUCCCCAGAUCGCCGACCCUGGCCCUCAAAGGGAAAGCUCAGCCAACACCCAGCCCCCAGAGCCAGCGUAUCUUGAUGCACUCAGAGCCUGGUCGCGGUUGCGAUUCGUUCGUGCCGGCUGGCUUACAGUAGAGGAGGGCAUGGAUUAUGUCGAGUAUUACUAUGAACACCUCGCGCCGAUGAGCCCUGUUGUAAUCCCUGAUUUCUCUCAUCCAUCUACGCACCGUACAUUACUUACGGAUGAGCCGGUGUUGGCGGUUACAAUCCUCACCAUCGCGUCUAGGCAUCUGAAACCCAAGGGCGAUGGUGCUAAUACGCGAGCGUUCUAUAUCCACGACCGUCUUUGGGCAUAUCUGCGCAGCAUGAUAGAGCGCCUAUUCUGGGGUCAAGAGAAAUUCGAUCCUGGGACAUCGGGCAUUGGCCGACCUCGAUCACUUGACUUGAGUUCAUCAAUGUCAGGCAAAGGUAGUGCGGGUGGGCAACUGAGGUCGUUGGGCACUGUAGAAGCCAUGCUACUUCUCACAGAGUGGCACCCGCGAAACCUGCACUUCCCGCCUGGCGAUGAUGAAAAUUCUCUUUUGGAUACAGACCCCCAGACACAUAGUCGGGACCAUGACGGCGAGCAUACUAGCAAAGGCUCAGAGGGAAGGGUCGCGUUUCAGAAAUGGCUGGAACCAGCUUGGAGAUCGGACCGGAUGUCAUGGAUGCUACUGAGUACGGCCCAAGCUCUGGCUUUUGAACUUGGCGUCUUCGACCCUAAAGGAGAUAUCAAGACGGCCAAUGAGUCUCUAUCUGAGCAAACACGGAAACGUCGACUACGGCGUUUAAUUCUUGUAUUUAUCACGCACAGCAGUGGACGUCUAGGGAUCCCUUCUAUGCUCCCAUUGCCGCAAUGGGGGCAGGAUAUCACGCCGACAUCUACUGAUGCAAAUGAUGCUGAUGCCAAUCUUGAUCGGAUGCAGGAUUGCUGGAUCAGCAUCUCAAAAAUUGUCUAUCAAGCCAAUCAUUUGCUAUUUGCUUCUAGCGAUCAAACGAUGGAGUUGAUCAGGACUGGGAGAUAUCGUGAGAAGAUCGACCGCUUCCAACCAUAUCUACGGGAGUUCCAGCAGCAGCUGGACAGUGUUACUCUCUCACCCGCUAUGCGGAGUGUUUUACUGAUUGAGCUCGAGUACACCCGUCUCUAUAUCAAUUCUCUCGCUCUACAAGCGGUCGUCGAUCGAUGGACUACUAUGUCCAAUGAGUCCGCUCAGGGUCAAAACCAGGCUCAGAAUGGCCAACCAGGAUCGGGCCCGUCUAAUAGCAGUCAAAGCUGGUUCCAAACGUUGAACGAGCUCUACCGUGUUAAUGAGCACUAUAUCCAAGAAGUCAUCGAUUCCUCGCGCAAAAUUCUGCAGACAGUAUUGGAAGGCCUCGUCCCCGAAGGUCGUCUCAGACAUGCACCCAUUCGAACGUUUUUCCGAAUCUUGUCUGGAAUGAUCUUUAUCUUGAAGACUUUCACACUGGGUGCCAGAGAAGAUGAUGUGCGAGUCUCCCUCGACCUGCAGGACCGGACGGUGGAGGCACUGCGCAAUUAUGUCGUGGAUGACGUGCACCUUAGCAACACGGUGGCCCGGCUUCUCGAGCUUCUCACUAGCAGCAUCCGAACGCGCUUUCUGCGCUUUGCACCGCAUGACCGGGGCGCAGACGGAGAGGGACACGAUCGGACCUCCGUCCCAGGCUCUCGGCCCCAUUCACCUUCACGGGAGCACUCAACAGCUCGGCGUGACGGCCCGAAUGCUCCCUGGUCCGCUAAUCAGGGUCAUGAUACUACUCCAGGCGGGCCGGGGCUAGGAUAUGCGGAUACUCCUGGCGCGGGGGCCCACUCGAUGGGAUCAGGGCAUGAUCCACUGGCGAAUAUUCCUGCACAGCCGAUCAACUCGUCCAACCUCAAUGUAUCCUUCAUGCCACCUCCGCCGUCUGUGUACCACAAUUACUACGACUCGAACUCGACAUUCUCUACCAAUGAUAUGGACAGGUCAUCUCCAAACCAUGUCGCCUCAUCACAGAGCAUGGGCGAUAGCCACCACCACUCUACCUCCGGCGCUCUUCCAGAUUGGUUUGCUCUGCCUCUUGAUCAAUUCUUCAACAGCUCCACCGCAGUUGUUGACCAGGGUCUGGGUGGGACUGGACCAAUGCUUGGCGAAUUCGACAUGCUCGAGGUACUUCUCAACGAGGGGUAUGAUGGAAACGCUAAUGGCGAUGGCGAAAAUGGGGCCGGGUUAUCGUCCCAGUAUCUGUGA
Molecule: messenger RNA, 3000 nt
Organism: Penicillium griseofulvum
Lineage: Eukaryota; Fungi; Ascomycota; Eurotiomycetes; Eurotiales; Aspergillaceae
Product: Zn(II)2Cys6 transcription factor domain-containing protein
Exons: 5
Coding region: 1-3000 (999 amino acids)
Biological process (GO): aromatic amino acid catabolic process; positive regulation of transcription by RNA polymerase II
Cellular component (GO): nucleus
Molecular function (GO): zinc ion binding; DNA-binding transcription factor activity, RNA polymerase II-specific
Source: RefSeq, a predicted model, not a curated record